Cicer arietinum (chickpea) is the source of this 1288-nucleotide messenger RNA. The record is from RefSeq and is a predicted model, not a curated record. NCBI's taxonomy places the organism in Eukaryota, Viridiplantae, Streptophyta, Magnoliopsida, Fabales, Fabaceae.
UGUUGUGCCUUUCAGUUCUUUCAACUUCCACUUGUCAGUGCUCUUUGUAACUUCUCUAUCACCCCUUUUAUUAUCUUUAAAUCCUCAAGUUUCCAGUUAAUUCUUCAUUGCUUUCUGAGAGUUUGUUUUUCCAAGUGGAGGCUAUGUCAGUGGCAGCUAGUCCAGCAGCCUCUUUAGGGGAUCAUUUAUGUGAAAAUGGAUUUGAAUGUGUUGAAAUUCUCCCUGCCACCAAUGAUGCACAUGGAGGAGUCAUUGUCUACUUGAAGGAUCCUAUGGACCCUCAAGUUUUUGCUUCUUUGCUUAAAUCUUCACUUUUACAAUGGAAGAAACAGGGAAAAGAUGGAGUCUGGAUCAAGUUACCUAUUGAGCUUGUUAAUCUUGUCGAAAUUGCAGUUAAGGAGGGUUUCUGUUACCAUCAUGCUGAGCCAAACUAUGUAAUGUUAGUUUACUGGAUUCCUAAAACAGGCUGCACAAUCCCUCCAAAUGCUUCUCAUCGUGUAACUGUUGCUGCCAUUGUCUUGAAUGAUAACAAAGAGAUGCUUGUAGUCAAGGAAAAAAGAGGUAGAUUCCAUGGAAUUGGUGUUUGGAAGCUACCUACUGGAGUAGUUGAUGCAGGUGAGGAUAUUUUUGAAGCAGCUGUUAGAGAAGUAAAAGAAGAGACAGGAGUUGAUACACAAUUUGUGGAGAUACUAGGAUUCAGUCAAGCACACAAUUCAUUUUUUGGAAAAUCAGAUCUAUCUUUUCUUUGUAUGUUGCAUCCACUUUCUUUUGACAUCAAAAGGCAAGAAUUGGAAAUUGAAGCAGUUCAGUGGAUGCCGUUUGAAGAAUAUGCAGUUCAACCUUUUAAUCAGAAGCAUGAGCCCUUCAAGUAUAUAACUGAAUUAUGCAUGGCAAAGAUAGAAAAAGGCUACACUGGAUUCUGUCCAAGGCCAGUCUCAUCAUUUUUUUCUAAAGAUUUGAGUUGCAUAUACUUGAAUAGCAAAGACUUUGACAAAUCUUGUUGAGUUCAUUCGUGUUUGGUUGGUUUCACGAUGAAAUUGACAAAGUCACGGUGAAUUACUAUGAUUUUGCAAAAGCUAUAAAGUGUAGCUUCUACAUAAUCAUGGUAGUUCAUCAUAAUUUUGUCAAUUCCACUGUGUAAUCAUACACGCACAUAGUUUUCUAUUAUAGUUGGUUUUCCAUUAUAGUUGAUUUUGAUUGACAUUUAUUUCUUCUAAAAUGUUUGUUGCAUGUCAAAUUCUAUCCUUAUAUUAUAAUUCAUUCCUAUAUGAAAUUUAGUAAUUCACCA